AUGGAGGACCUAAUUCAGCUUUCAAAUGAGAAUGAGCAAAUAUUCACGCAAGAGGAUAUCUUGGCCAUAUUCGACCCAAUUUCAUCCUCAGAAUCGUCAUCUUCGGCCGUCUCAACUCCACAGCUUUCUUCCAACAGUUCAAGGCAAAGUUCUAGUCAGCUAUCCGUCUUCAAUCAACCGGUCCCUCCUAUUCCAACGCGAACGCAAUCAACUUUCGUACGCCCUCAAAAUGUUCCCAAGCCACCGAGACGAAGACAAAGUCUUGGCCCAGCAGUAAGGAUGAGAAACACCAGUCAAACGAUCGAGAGAAGAAAUAGGAUAAGCUCAGAUAGAGCCAGUAGCGUUUAUUCAAGGAAAUCUGAAAUGCAAGAGCCCGAUUCUCCCGCUUCUGCGCUCGCUUUCAAAGUCUACUGGUUACGAAACUCGGAGAAAUACAGAUGGACGAAUUCGGAAACGAAUCGUGGAAUCGUUUAUGCGCGGGAGAACUCAAGAAUCAGCCACGCGACGGAAAUCAAGAUUGAACCAUCGUUGAUUACUGAUGAAAAGCUGCAAGCAUUUACGACAGAUAUAAGAAGAUCUGUGGCUGAACUGAUCUUCGACGUGAAUGGGAAGCUCAGAGAUGCUCAAUCAGACCUGUACAAUAAAAACUUCUAUUUGCAAGUCGCUGCAACGAAAGAAAUUCUCCACAAAGAAAGUCGUCUAAAUCGCCUUCAAGUCGUCCGUGAAAUGCUCAAAGUUCAAAGUCCACUGAAGCUCAAAGUAAUAUCCGAAUAUUCCCUCGACACUUCCCUCAUCCGGACUGCUGCUGACGAUGCCUUCUGUGACUCCCCGCCUAUUGAAAUUACACACAAACUCAACACACAAAAUGACCUUGCGAAAAUGGCCGAAAUCGAAAAGCUAGUUGCUCUUUGCAUGGGCGAAUGCGAGAAAUUACAGAAUUGUUCGAUCACCAGCACAGAGCGUCAUUUACAUCUGAUUCAUGUUCAACAAGCAGUAAAAGCACUCAUCAUUCAACUGAACGAAGUUGAGAUUUUCCCCAUUUCUAACGCUUCUAUUAGACUGGCCGCAGCUGUAAAUAAUUCUAGCGGCCCAGAAGAUGUGAAGCUUUCCAUAGACAAGCUUCGAGCAGCAAUAAACGAUUUAGUCCACCUCUACAAAAUCUCCUGGACGGAUCUCGAACACAACAUACCCCACCAGUGCGACCCGUCUAACGAAGUCCACGAUCCCCUUUCUCUUCAAGUCAUCAGUCUUCAUCAAGUUCCAGAAAACUACCUUCAUUCUUUAAAAAUCGAAUAUCUUUGGAUUGCAGUAUCUAUCAUUCGGGGCGAUCGUGCUUCUUGCUGUAGAAAAAGUCAUACAGGAAGAUCGCGUGUAAAAAGAAGCCUCUUUCCCCGAGUUCUUUGGGACCAGCAGCUCACCCUCAACUUUUCCAUUUCCCAACUUCCACUUGACGCAACUCUUUUCAUCGAACUUUAUGGCACCGAAACUGUCAAAACGUCCAAAGAAACGCCCAUCGAACGAGAACACGAACUAUCAUCUGCCAAAAUCCCUCUUUUUGACUUCAAACGACGCCUCUUGAAGGGCGAGAGCCUAUUUCGUCUAGAAAAACUCCACGAAAAAUACCCCGAGCCUAUAAUUUACAUUGAGCUUCCCUACCACUGUAUUCAAUUUCCGGAAAUCGCAAUUAGUUCGCCAGCAAGCAAUCCGAAGGAAUCGCCGGAUUGGCCUCUUGCGUUGAAAUUAUUGCAGUCAACUUAUGAAAAGAAGAAUUUAACGGAUUUAGAGAGGCAGUUGAUUUGGAGAAAUCGGUCAAAUGCGAUGCGAGAUUUGCCGGAGGCUCUUCCUUUUAUUCUCAGAUGUGUCGAUAAUUGGAAUGCUGAGACAUUAUCUGAAGUUUCCGGCCUCCUCUCCAGCUGGCCAACAAUCAAGCCUCUCAUUGCCCUUUCCCUUCUCACGAAAGAGUUCAUGUCCGUGCAGUUCGUCCGUGAUUUCGCUAUCAAAUGUCUCAAACGUGCUAACGAAAGCGUUCUCCUGUCAGUCCUCACGCAGCUUGUUUCCCUAUUGCAGUACGAAAAAACUCAAGACAGCGUUUUGGCCGUGUUUCUUCUCGAGCGCGCUUGGAACUCAAUUAGAAUCACUUUCCACCUCCAUGCAGCGUUGAUAACAGCUGCCGAUCACACUGCAGCGCCGAUUUUCUAUGUGAUGCAAGAUCUUCUAGAGUGGUCCUCAGGCGCUGCGUUGAAAGCAGAAUUGACGAAGACGCAGAAGAUUUUGAACAUUAUUAACUUUAAUGCAUUGAGAAUCAAAGACGACCGAUCCAACUAUCUACAGCAUUUUGAGUCCCUUUGGAAUUCGAUCGCUGAGUUAAGCCCCUUUCGCCUCGCUGAAUUUCCAACAGUAGAAUUUGUCAAUAUUGUCAUAAGCAAAUCGAAGCCAUUUUCAUCAUUUACUGCGCCCUUAUUAUUGACCUUAGAAGCGAAAAACGGAGAACGGUAUUCGUCAAUUUAUAAAAAUGGCGAUGAUCUGCGACAGGAUCAACUUGUUACGUCUCUCUUUCAUAUGAUGGAAAAUUUCUGGCUUUCUCAAGGACUUGAUUUGAGAAUGCUCGGCUACUCUGUUUAUCCAACCGCCAAGAAUUGUGGAUUCAUUGAAAUUGUUCAAAAUUCUGUCACUCUCAGACAGGUUCAAGUUGGCAAUAACCAGAAAGAAAGAUGCCUGCAUGACUGGCUUGCUGGUCAAAGAAACAAUAAAUUUGAACUCAUCGACAAUUUCUCCCGAUCAUGCGCUGCAUAUUCCGUCGCGACUUAUAUUCUCGGCCUUGGGGAUCGACACAAUGACAACAUCAUGAUCACUCGCCGAGGGCACAUGUUCCACAUUGAUUUCAACAAAGCAUUCGGUCAUUAUCAGAAAAUCGGAGGCGUGAUCAACCGAGAUCGAGCCCCAUUUGUCCUUUCCGAUGACAUGGUUCUCGUUAUCAACCACGGAGCGACGAUGGAAACAGGUCGCAAGUUCCCUGCUUUUGUCCAGCAAUGCGCAGAGGCUUACAACAUCGCUAGACAUCAUUGGCGAGAAAUCAUCUCAAUGAUCAUGGUUUCUGCGCCAAUGAAUAUGACAGCGCUAAAAGAGGGAGGAAAUGAAGUACAAGUCGUGUUCGAAAACCUCUCCCCGACAAUUGACGACAUUGCCGCACAAGAAAUGUUCUUCAACCGCGUCAAGAAAUCGUACACGUCGUUUUCCACUCGUCUCAAUUUCUUCAUGCAUACGUUCGCUCAGCUUUUCCAAACAGGUGGCUGGGAUGGAGUUGAACCUCUGCCCGACCCGGUCAAAUACACUGUCCAAGAAGUAGGGCGCCCGAUAGACUUUGAAAUUGAAGGCUUCGAGAUGAAAUUCCGCAAUACAGACAAAUUUUAUUCUUAUCGCCUAAGAGUGCGCUGGCCAAAUCGAACAAGUUUCAUUUUACGCUCCUGGAUUGAAUUCACUCAAAUUCGAUCAGUAAUCGAAAAGUUUCAAAUCGAACGCGGAGGAGAGCCAGUCCCGCCUCUUGGGAAGCUAGAGCUGAGUACAAGAGGUGAUAAGGACUCAGUGGCGAUAGCAAGAAAAUCAGCAAUUUUCGACUUUCUACAGUUUGCCAAUGCCGAGGCACAGGUUCGAGAUCAUCCAGCAACGAUCACCUUUUUGUACGAAGAUGAAAAGCGGCCACCUCCGGUCACAAAAUCCAACAGCAUUCCCACUGGAAGCAGACAAGGCUACAUAAAUAUAAACAUGUUCUUCGAGAAAGAUAACUACCUGAAAAUUUUGGUGAAAAACUGCUUCGACCUUCCAUCGAGCGAAGGAAGAGCACCGGAGAGCUAUGUCAAGGUGUAUAUUCGCGAUGAAAGUGGAAAUAACAUAAAAAGUACGAAGCAAAAAACGACUACGGAGUACUCGCACAAUCCCGUUUUCAACAAAGUCUUUCAUUACGAUUUAGAAGACAUCCCGUCUUUUUUGGAAAAAGAUAUUGAAAUUUCGGUGUGGAAUUACUCUGGAAUUUCCGCCUCGAAUUUCAUGAUUGGCCGCGUAAUUCUUCCUCUCAAGCAGGUCAAGGAAGGAUAUCUUGAGCUUCUCUCGCCCUAA
Messenger RNA from Oikopleura dioica, 4113 nucleotides. The record is from the annotation of a GenBank genome assembly. NCBI's taxonomy places the organism in Eukaryota, Metazoa, Chordata, Appendicularia, Copelata, Oikopleuridae.